This is a messenger RNA of Eutrema salsugineum, 2542 nucleotides long. RefSeq names its product nucleolar protein 10. Gene Ontology annotation, biological process: maturation of SSU-rRNA from tricistronic rRNA transcript (SSU-rRNA, 5.8S rRNA, LSU-rRNA). Gene Ontology annotation, molecular function: protein binding. NCBI's taxonomy places the organism in Eukaryota, Viridiplantae, Streptophyta, Magnoliopsida, Brassicales, Brassicaceae. The record is from RefSeq and is a predicted model, not a curated record. Bases 166 to 2355 code for a protein of 729 amino acids. The transcript is spliced from 16 exons. Gene Ontology annotation, cellular component: small-subunit processome; 90S preribosome; nucleus.
CCGGAGCACGACCGCCUUUACUUGUAUUAACAAGUGGUGGUUCCUGCCAAAUUUUUUUUUUUUUUUUUAAAUUCCUUUCAAUAUUGAGUUUCUCUGCAACUAGCCGUCGAAGGGAGGAAACGAAGUGGAGAAGAUUGUUGUUGCCGUUUUUAACCUAGUUUGAAGAUGACGUCUUAUGGAGAUAGACUGAAGUCGACCUCCAUUAAUGGAGUUAAGCUAUACCAUGUUUCAUCUGCCCCAAAUGUUGCGACUUGGCUCAAUGCUAAGAAGCAACGAGCUCUCCGUAAAAACCCCCAUUAUAUGCAAAGAGUGGAGCUGAUUCAGGAUUUGAAGUUUGAGACUGCCACUACAAAAAUCAAAGCGACUCCAGACGGAGAGUUUCUGAUUGCUUCAGGCAUAUAUCCACCACAGGUCAAAGUUUAUGAGCUAAGGCAGCUUGCUUUGAAGUUUGAGAGGCAUUUGGACUCGGAGAUAGUUGAUUUUGAGAUAUUGGAUGAUGACUACUCAAAGCUUGCCUUUUUAUGUGCUGAUCGUUCUAUUAAUCUACACGCCAAAUACGGGAAACACCACAGUUUACGGAUUCCAAGGAUGGGGAGAGACAUGACAUAUGAUUCCUGGUCUUGUGAUCUGCUUUGCGCUGCAUCUUCACCAGAUCUAUACAGAAUCAAUUUGGAGCAGGGAAGAUUUCUCGCUCCUCUCAGCACUCAAUCCCCAGCCCUUAAUGUUGUCUCUCGAAGUAACCUCCAUGGAUUAGUCGCUUGUGGUGGUGAGGAUGGUGCUGUGGAAUGUUUUGAUAUGAGAAUGAAAUCCUCUGCUGCUAGAAUUAACGCGGUUACACAUGGUGGCGAUGCUCCUGCGGAGGUUACUGCUAUAGAGUUUGAUGACACUGAAGGUCUUCAAGUAGCUGUCGGUAGUAGUGCGGGAAAGGUAUUCAUAUACGACUUGCGUACUUCAGCUCCCAUACGAGUGAAGGAUCACAUGUAUGAGAGCCCAAUUUUGAGUAUUAAGUGGCAACGGACUCUUAAUACUCAACAACCUAAGUUGAUUACUACUGACAAGCACAUUGUUAGAGUAUGGGAUCCGAAUACGGGAGAAGGUAUGACCAGCAUCGAACCGACUGGAGGAGGAAUAAACGAUAUUUGUGUGUUCCGUGAAAGUGGACUUAUGCUUCUGGCUUUAGACUCUAGCCUAAUCCCAUCUUACUUCAUACCUGAACUUGGUCCUGCCCCCAAAUGGUGUUCUCCUCUUGAAAAUCUAACGGAAGAGAUGGAGGAAACUGGGCAGACAACUAUUUACGAUAAUUACAAAUUCGUGACGAAGGCAGAUCUGGAGAAAUUGCAACUGACUCAUUUGAUUGGCACAGAUCUCUUAAAAGCUCAAAUGCAUGGAUAUUUUAUUAAUCACCAACUGUACAAAAAGGCCUUGGCAGUGGCUGAACCUUUUGCAUAUGAUAAUUACUUAGAACGCAAGAAGCAAGAGAAACUUGAAGCAGAACGUAGCCAGAGAAUCACAAAGAAGAAAAGGUUGCCAAAGGUUAAUCGUGAUCUCGCUCUCACCAUCCACAACGAGGAAGAUGGAGAAGAGGAAAAGAAAAGUGUCGAGGAUGAAGAAGCCACGAAGAAAGUGUCGAAGAAGAAGAAACCCGGACUUAGUGGCGAGAAUUUCGAAGAUGGACGGUUUACAGCGAUGUUCCAGAAUCCGGACUACCAAAUCGAUCAGGACUCUUAUGAAUAUGGUGUCCUGCACCCUAUUGCUUCUUCUAAGAAGCAACCUUCUCUGCUAGAAGAACACUUUGAAGCUGUAACAGAUGACGACGAGAACAGCGAUUCUGAUGCAUCACAAGCUACCGAUGACGAAGCCGAUGAUGAGAACACAAGGCCAAGCAAGAAAUCGAAAACUCCAAAGUUGUUUGAAGUGAAAAACGAGCGGCAUGCAGAAGCUUUCUACAACCGCACAUCACUGGCUAAAGAAGACAGUCUUCCAAUGGAGGAGCGUGUUAAGGCUAUAGAGAACCGACGUGGCAACUUUGGAGCCUCGAAAGAUGUUAAAUUCGGUCCUGGAGGAUCCCGGGAGAUUUCUUUCAACGCGAGACGCUCAUCCAAAUACAAUGAAGACAGAGAAGAUAGAGACGAUGAAGAUGGAGACGGCCAACGAAACAGGAGGAGAGGAAUUCAGUCUCUUGGACUGAAAGCGGAUGUUGUUAGAGGCGGUUUCAGAGGUAGAGGAGGUGGCGGUUUUAGAGGGAGAGGAGGUGGCCGUUCCCGGGGAAGAGGAGGUGGUGGUCGUGGUGGAGGUUCCAGAGGAAGAGGUGGCCGCGGUGGUGGCCGUGGUGGCGGAGGAAGAGGCGGGCGAUGAUACAUGUAGCUCUCAGAAGAUUUUAUAUUACUUUUUGAAAAUGCUUUACUAUUUAAGAAGAAUCUUUGAGACUUCAUUGAUUCACAUUCACAAUUUUGGAAUAUUUUUUUGACCUGUUCUUAAAAUGUAUUAAGUCUGAUGUCCGAAUCAGAACAACAUUAUUUUGAUUCCUUGGGCUUAAAGGUAA